CGAGUUACGUGUGCAAGACCUUCUGACAGCGGAAUAUUAAGAAAGAAGUUUCGAUCACAGAGUUAAACUGGUCUCCCGGUGUUUGUUGUUGAAGUCAGCUGAUGUCUGCUCGCUAUACUCCAGCCGCCCGCUUCACAAAGUCACUUUAAUGACCUGGUUCGGGUGCAGAGGUUUUGUAAGUGAAGCUAGUUCCGCCUUGGCUCUCUACCCUGUGAUGGACUGCGGCGACAAGUGUCAAAAGUAACCGGGGGACAACGAGAUACCGGGGGGAAACGCGUCUCCUGUGUGGCGGACACAUCUCCACACGAGCGAGGCGGCCACUGGAGAAGGAGCUGCUGACUGCCGAGUUUUGGACACCGUGAUGGAAAAUCCUGACGAUGAGGUAGACCUGCAACACAGCACAACAGGGGGCGAAGAAGCGGACUCUGGUGGGGGAUCACCUCCAACCAAACGCAAAGGAAAGUUCUCUAAGAUGGGAAGAAUCUUCAAGCCCUGGAAAUGGAGGAAGAAGAAGCCAAGUGAGAAGUUCACUGAAACAUCUAUAGCUUUGGAAAGAAAAAUCUCUGUUAGAAAAAGUCGCCAAGAGCUGAUUUCAAGAGGGCUUCUAAAGGACAUCCCAGAAAAUGUGAGCAACAAUGUAAAUCACUCCAAAGCACCGCCAGUGAAAAAUGGGCACCCUGUGUCAAAGGAUGUGGACAGGGUGUCGGAAGCUGGUACUCGAAUGUCUCGAGGAGAGUCUGAUCAGAAAGUGAAUCCCCUCUGGAUGCUCCAGGGAGAUGAUCGCCGUAGCAGACUCCCGUCUGAUGCCUCCCGGAGUAACAGGGCACCUCUGGAUGUGGACACUCACGCACGGAUGACUGUAGACGCAGACAGGCGAAGCCGUCUGCCAUCAGAUGUUGAUAAGAAAGGAGGAUCUUUAGCCAGAGGAGCUCCUCAAGAUGAUAAAUACCGCAGAGAAGAGAGGAGAGAUGGGAAAGAUGAUAGAGAAGAAAGGGGAAGAAAGGACAGGGAAGACAUGGAGAGAAAGGACAGAGAUAAGCAAGAAUGGAGGGAUGACCGUGAGAGGAGAGACGAAAGGAGAGAUCGCGAGGAGAGGGAAAGGAGGGAUCGAGAUGAGAGAGAAAGGAAGGACCGAGAUGAGAGGGAAAGGAAGGAUCGGGAUGAAAGGGAAAGGAAGGAUCGUGAUGAAAAGGAACGAACAGACCAGGACGAGAAGGAACGGAGGGACCGUGAGGAGAAGGAACGGAGAGAUAGGGAUGAGUGGGAACGGAGGGACCGUGAGGAGAGGGAAAGGAGAGAUCGGGACGAGAGAGAACGGAUAGACCGUGAUGAGAAAGAAAAGAGGGAUCACAGAGACAAGAGAGACGAUAGGGAUCGGCGGCCUGAGAGGGAAAAGAGAGAGAACAGAGGCGAAAGAAAAGAUGAUAGAGAAGACAAGGGUCGGAAAGAUGUGCGGGGAGAAAGAGACGACAGAGACAGAAAAGAUGACAGAGACCGGCGGGAAGACAAAGACCGAAAAGAUGACAGGGACAGACGGGAUGACUGGGCCAAAAGAAAUGAGAGAGAGCGACGAGAUGAUCGGGAAAAGAGGGAGGGGGAGAGGAGAGACAAACUGGAUGACCUGCGAUCUUUAGUUAGGCCAGUCUCUGAGAUGAACCUUCGGCCUUCUCUACAGAAGAGCUCGUCGGAGGACAAGAAGAAACCUCGUCCUGCCUCAGAGUCUGACCGGAGGACCACCCUGCCCAGAUACAGCCCACCCACAGAGUUCAGAGAGCGCUCAGAGUCUGCUGUUGUCCGCUCCAGCCCUGUUCCUCAUUCUGUACAAGACUCACAGCAGGAACCUGCCCCUGCCCGGCACGCUCUGCUUCCCCCAAAAUCCCUCACUGCUCCCUCCACUGAGUCCAGUAGGAGUCAGACCCCCUCCUCCUCUUCAUCCUCCUCCUCCUCCUCUUCGUCAACCUCCUCCUCUGCUCCCAUAGCUGUGGCUAAACCGCCAAGGACUGUCUCCCUAAUAGUCGAUGACCCUUCUCGACCCUCCCUCGCUGCUCCCUCCUCAGUUGACUCUCACCUGCCGCCCCCUGUCCCUCCCCAUGCCAAGCAGCCUCCCGUCCCGCCACCCAAACCCGCCAACCGAAACAGCAACCCUGCAGUGCUCGCUUCCUCAUUGAACAGGGGCUCUAAGGCCAGGCAGCCUUGUUACUGGACCAGCUGGAGACGUCAGAGUGAGCUUGGCCUCUACCUCUCUCUACCUUUGUACAUGCGUCAAAGAGCUGCAGGGAACUGCUCAGCAGAGCUUUCUCAGCCUGGCAGCAGCAUCGUCAGUGUUCCAGCUCAUGCAAAGCGCUCUCCACCAACUCCACCAAAGAGGAUGACCCCUGUCACCAAGCGCCACUCUGUGGAUCCUUCCCCUCCUGCUCAGGUCAUUGAGUCUGCAACCACUGACCCGGCUGCUGCCCCUGGACCGGCGCACCAUGCUCUCCCCAAAGGAUAUAACAGUGAGGAGAAAACAAGUGCAGCAGCUCCUCAGAUUGCCACUGACCCUCUGCCUUCACCGCCGUCCCACAUACCUCCUUCACCUCCCAGGGUUCAGUCGCUCCAGCCGCCCGACACAACCUCCUCUGGUCCUGUGGCGAUCAUACAAGCGGUUCCACCCAGCCCAACCACUGAGCCUCCCAGCCAUCAUCCAGCCAUUCCACUGCACAUCCUCAUCCAGAGAGCCCUGGCCAGCCCUGGCCAAGCACAGCCCAACCCGGACGGUUCUCAGAGAGCCCACUCCCUAUUGUUUGAGUCUCCUCCAGAGUUCCUUGCCGAGCUGGGGAAUAACUCGAGGCUUUCACUUCCCAUCACCAUCGAACCUCUCAGGCUACCUGAAGACGAUGACUUUGACAUGGAGGAGGAGAUGCGGAAGCUUCAGCCCCAGAGGCCUGCCCGGCAGCCUGACCUGGAGCCGCGAAGCCGGAGAGGAUUAAUUGGAGACCCCAGAGUCAGCAUCAUCCCUGAAGUGAAAGGCCACGAGGACAGCGAGGGGUCUGACUCUGAUGGCCCCAUCCUGUACCGAGAUGACGAUUAUGAUGAUGAUGAUGAUGAUGAUGAUGACGAUGACGAUGAGGAGGAGGGCCCUCCAAGUGGGCUGCUGAGUCGUGUGAAGAGGAAGGACACAUUAGCCCUAAGGCUUGAGAGACAGGAGAGACAAGAUCGAGAGGAGAGGGACCCUCAGGAGAGCCAUGACAGCGGGACUUGGCAAAACAAGGAGCAGUGGAUGGCAAUGAGGAACAAGAUCAGCAGUACGCUGACAAGGCGCCUGAGUCAGAGACCGUCUACAGAGGAGCUGGUGCAGAGGAACAUUCUUCCAGCCAAGAACGAAUCAGAUCGUCGAUUAGAGCGAUCCGAGAUCAAAAGGCGGCUCACCAGAAAGCUGUCCCAAAGACCUACAGUGGCCGAACUCCAGGAAAGGAAGAUCCUUCGUUUCCACGAAUAUGUUGAGUGCACCCACGCCCAUGACUACGACCGGCGAGCAGAUAAACCGUGGACCAAGCUCACUCCUGCUGACAAGGCUGCCAUCCGCAAGGAGCUCAAUGAAUUCAAGAGUUCGGAGAUGGAGGUUCACGAAGAAAGCAAGAUCUAUACGCGGUUCCAUCGGCCUUAGCUGUCUAUUGUCAAACACUCAGACUUGGAGUAGAGAGGCGGAACAAGCCCCUGUCCACACAAUGAACAGAGGUUGUGGCCCACUUGGUUCAUUUUUUCAACUGACUGCCUGCUAACCUGCUUCAGCUAAUAAACUGGAACCAAAGCGAAAGACGCAACGAUCAGUUUGACCACGGCUGAUUCUCAAAUUCUUUGACUGUGGAAUUCAGGACAAGAGGAGUUUGUUUGGCGUCCGUUGCCAACACUAAAUAGUGAGGAACCCCCCCCCCCUUCCCACUGCUGGAGGGGGUGCGAUUAAAGCGAGAGGGUGCGAUUGAAGUGAGAGGGUAACUCACAGAGGGUUAGCACACAGCUCCCUUAGAAGAUCCCACUCACCAUGCCUUAACCUGCUGUCAUGAUGAGAUUGAAGAACAGGAGGACUAUGCACAUACAGCGAUGACUGUAGUUACCACUGAAUGAAUCUGGUGUCUGUUCAAACACUUUAUGUAUAUAUCUAUACAUGUUUGUUCUACAAAUGUCCACCCACAGGUGCCACAUGGCAUCAGCCUUAAUCCUCACAUGAUCCAAUGCACUCUUGUAAUGUAAAAUUUAGACAAAAUGUGAAAGAAGCUGGUCCGACAGUGUGUUUAUGUAAAUCCUUUGAACCGACAGCUGAGCUCUGUGUGUAGACCCUCAGAACAGUGAUUCCAACCUACUGACCUAAAGUGUACAUUUGACUGUAUUCUGUUUAUCAUUUAAAAAAUGUCAUAGAGCACAUAUCAACAAAUUUAUCUAAGGCACCUUGAGUUCCCUAAUUGAGCAUUUAAAAGUGUUGAGCCUCAGUUGUUUUGUUUAUCACUGAAUUAUUCCAGCAGGAAAAUGUACAUAUUUAGAUUUUCCUAGUUUUAUGGUACUUUAUAUAUUUAAGUCAAUAGCUGGCUGCAAUUGUAUAGCUCAAACAUGUAGAUUUGAUUACAUUUAUAUUGUCUACCUACACUAAUGCUGACAUGUUUUAAUUGUAAAGUAUUCAAAUGUUAUUUCCAAGUAGUAAUGGUACAAAACUUCUUUUUUUGAUACAGAGAUCUAUAAACUUUUUGCAACCACACUGUAUAAAUUAAAAAUCCUCUCAGAAAUAAAAAAACAGUGAUUUUCA
Platichthys flesus (European flounder) is the source of this 4777-nucleotide messenger RNA. RefSeq names its product phosphatase and actin regulator 4a (gene phactr4a). The transcript is spliced from 15 exons. The record is from RefSeq and is a predicted model, not a curated record. Bases 362 to 3646 code for a protein of 1094 amino acids. NCBI's taxonomy places the organism in Eukaryota, Metazoa, Chordata, Actinopteri, Pleuronectiformes, Pleuronectidae. Gene Ontology annotation, biological process: actin cytoskeleton organization; neural crest cell migration. Gene Ontology annotation, molecular function: actin binding.